UUUCUCUCUUCUUCUCUCUUCUUCACGAGACCACUAAAAAUUAGGGUUUUCAGAUUUCUUCAAAUUUUGCGAAAUCUGGGUACUUCUCUCACAUAUCUUCUUCUCUCUUCUUCUUCUGUUAUUGAAAACGAGAAACCCAAAAAUUAGGGUUUUCAGAUCUAUGCUCCUUCUUCCUUCUCUCGCCGUUAUAAGAUCUACUCAUCUUCUAAACCGUAGAUAUGCCUUAUAGUUACUCCCAACCCUCCACAUCCGUAGCAAGCAUCAACAGUGGAGAAUGUAAUGCAGAUGCCAAUUAUGGUGUUCCCGAGAGGUGUUUCUGUGGUGAGAUGGUCAAACUUGAGCGAUGUCUAACAGGACAGCGCCAAGGAGAGCGCGUAUACAGAUGCCCAGUGCUUAAGGAUGGAGACGAAUAUAAGGAUAAUCGAGAUUACCUAGUUCAAUGGUGGGAUUGGGCGGUAACUGAGGAGCUGUCCAAGAUACACCACCUAUUUGACAGACAUAAAGAUGACGUGUUAACCUCUCUUGAAUAUGGGAGGGGUGGAAAUCCUGCAUUGGAGUCGAUCCGGGAAACUCUUCGUCUUAUGCGUGAAGAAAUUGAUGACCUUAAAGAGAGGUUAGCCACAAAAGAAGUCGAGAUUGCGAGGCUUAGGGGGUUACUUUCAAGGUGGUAAUAUUGUAUGAUUACCACCUACUCUUUGUAAUAUUUGAAUUUGUAUUUUGGAUAUGGAAUUGUGUUUUCAUGAAGUAUUAUUAGUAGUUGUACCUGCAGUAAUGGUAGUUGUACUUGGUUCAACCGGUACAACUCCGACUUAUAUGUACUCACUAAGUAUUUUUAA
Molecule: messenger RNA, 836 nt
Organism: Arabidopsis lyrata subsp. lyrata
Lineage: Eukaryota; Viridiplantae; Streptophyta; Magnoliopsida; Brassicales; Brassicaceae
Exons: 3
Coding region: 219-671 (150 amino acids)
Source: RefSeq, a predicted model, not a curated record